UUUUGUUUCGUUCUAAAACUCCAUUAAGUUUAGGGGAUGUAGCACUAUUGAUGUAUUGUCAAGUUGAUAUUAUAUUUAUUUUGAAUGUUAUUAUACUUGGAGUUCUUCAUCAAGAAAAAUCUCAUACUAACUGUUAUUGUAAGCUGAGGCAACAAAAUUUUAAUUAAUGUAUAUAUACAUUCUUCGUGUCAACUACUGUGCCAAGACCCAAGACAUUUCCACAAUUUCUCUUAGCCUUAACAACAGUUUUUUUUUGUAAACUUCAGGAUCUUCCAUUUUACAGAUCUGUCCAUGUUUCUGAAGAGAACCUGCUCUUACUUGCCUGACGGGAAACUUCUUUGUCGUAUACCAUUUCUGAUUUUAAUGGAGUGCAAGUUAGAGAAAAGUUCUUCAAAUUAAUUGCCAAAUCAGAAGUCUUGAAUGUCAAUUAAAAAUAGAUUCUGCACGAAAAGAUAAGAGAUUUGAAUCAGAAGAGGAGUGAAUACUUCAAGUCAUGUCAAAUAUUUCUCAGUUAUGCAAAUUUAGAAAAACAAGUUCUCAGUUCUUUCUUAAUACACAGUAACACUAACAGAAAGUUCAAAAAAUGUGAUGUAAACAUCAGCCUCAGUUCUCAGGGAUUGCCUUAGAUACUAUAGAAUAAAUAUAGAACUAGAACAUUUAACUUUCUAAUAUACCAUUUAGAUUGUGCAUUGUUUCAAUGAAGACUAAGGUAUCAAGAGGAAUCAAUUACUUUUAAGUCAACUCCCUUGAAAUAAAAACAAGCUGUUAUGUUUCUUUGUGCUCAAUAUAACCAUAUCCAAAUCCAUAAACUCGACAAAUAAAGUGUGUUUUCAUGUUAAAGAAACUAAGAUUAUAACUCUUUUUAUGGCAACAUUGGGCAAUAGAAAGAAUGAAAAGCAAAGCAAACAUUACAAGAUGGUUAAAAGCAAGUUUCUUUUGUAAGCAUGGAGAAAACGCUGAAUAUCGUGAAAAGGAAGGGACUUUUAGGUCCUGAAAUAAAAACAAACUUUGAACCUAUUAUAGUAAUUAAACAAGAACCAAAUGAAAACCUCAUAAGUUUUUGUGAUGUAGGUGAUUUGGUGGAGAAUUCCAGUGAUUCAACAGAUUUUGUUUCUCAUGUGGAACCAGAGGUUCAAUCUAGUUCACGGUUAAGAGGUUUGGUUAGUAUUAGUGAUGUGCCAUAUAAAAGAACUAAAAACAAUUUUGAAAAGUUCACUGAAGUAGAACACAACAUGGAGACUUCUGCUAGUGUUAUACGUUCUCAAAAAGUUAAUCAAACUAUAUAUAAUUCUGAUGAGUUUCCCAAUCUGGAAUUUCAAUUGGAUUGUGAUUUAGAUCCAAUAUAUGAUGAGCUUAUGAAUUCUAAGGUUGCUAAAAGUUCUGUAGAUUAUGAAUCGGUAAAAUCACAAUUUUUAAGUGAGCCAUCAGGUGCAAAGAAAAUAAUUCAUGAGGGUCUAGUCAAACAAGAACCACUAGAAAUUCGUUUUCCCAAUUCUCAAAUUAAUAAAGUAGAUUUUCAUGCAGUAAAGGGUUCAGAGAUUGAAAAUGUAAGGGCAGAAAUAUCAGACUGUUCUCUUACAGAAGUUUCAAAAACAUGUUAUUCAGAAAAGGGAAGACCUUCAAAGACUAACUGCCUGACUAUAAAAGUGAACACACGCAAAAAUCUUAAUAGAAAUAGGUUAUAUUCUCAAAUUUCAGAUUUUGAGAAAGAGAAACUAUCAAGACGUUGUUUACGAACAUAUACCAGAAAAAGAAAGGUUGAACCUCAGAUAUUUGACUCUCAAUCAGAAAUUUUACCUGCCCUUUCAAAAACACACAGUUUAAACAUGUCGGAUCCUUUCCAGUUGCCAUAUACUGAUUUACAAGAUACACUCAAAAUAAAAUUACCUUUUGAGGGAGAGGAAUUAAGUGUCUGUGAUACUGAAGAAGAUAAACCAAUUCAAAGAUGCAACACUGGAUCUCCAGAAAAAGCCCUUAUUCGACAUCCAAGGGUUAGACAGUGUGAAUACUGUGGGAAAGUAUUUUCAUCCAGUAUGUUCAUACAGUUCAAGCGACACCUUAGUGAUCACACCGGAGAUAAACCAUUUCAGUGUACAAAGUGUGGGAAAAAGUAUUGUACUGAAGGAGAUUUGAGAAGGCACAUAAAGAAUGCAACCCAUGACAACCCAUCUCAGAAAAAGCCUUGUAGUACUUGUGGUAAACUCAUUACAAAUGUGAACCAUCACUACAGAAGAGUUCACUUAGACAUCAGAAAUUAUCCUUGCAUCAUAUGUGGGAAAAGGUUUAAAACUGGUACAAAACUUCAAGAUCAUCUCGGAAGUAUACACGAUGGUGAGGCUCAGUAUCAGUGCCACUUCUGUGGUAAACGAUACACCCAAGCUUGUAACUUCCAGUAUCACCUACGAACACAUUCGAAGAAUCAGAAACCCUUUAAAUGUACCGAGUGUGAAAAGACUUUUACAUCAAAGUAUACAUUGAUCAACCAUAUGAAGAUUCAUGCAGAUGGCAUACCCCCUGUAUGUAAUAAGUGUGGUUGGGGUUUUGUCAGUGAACACGAACUAAAUGAACACAGUUGCAAUUCAUCUUUGUUGUUGAUGGACAGAGUUGUAAAAAAGACAGACCUCUGAUGACAUAAACUUGUGUGAGAAGAUUUAAACAAUGUUUUUUUUUGUGUAAAAAGUUAAAAAAGUGAUUAUGAUAUAAUUAUUAUGUGCCAUCAAAACUUGAAAUACUGGAGGAUAACAUGAGUGUAAACAUUUUUUCAAUGUACAGGUUUUUCAAAGAAAGCAAAUGCAAAUAAGUUCACUGGCGAAUUAUUUGUUGAUUAGAAUGGUAAUGAAGGAACUGAAACUGAACACAGUUUUAAGCUCAUUUCAAGUAUUAGUAUAAUGAUGUGAAAAAUUUUCAAAUUUACACUUCACAUAUAUAUUGAGGUUCAAAGAAACCACAAACAUUUAAGAAAUUUUCUUCAGGUGAUAUUCCAUUUGAUAAAGAAAGUUUUAACUAAAAAUAAUACAAGUAAUUAUGUUCUAAUUUACAUUCACUAAGUUGUGGAAUGUUUUCAGAAUGACUCCAACACAAGAUGUUUAUUAGAUAUUUCCAUCUUUUCACUUUUCCACUUCUACAAAUUUUCUAUUUCAUAACGUUCAUUAUAACCAGAUUGAUGCCCUAAGCUAGGGAAAUCUUGUUUUACCUAAAUUAUUUAUGGUCAGAAAUGAAAUUUCCAUUUCUUUCUAUCCUCCACUUUUCUGUAUUUAUUUUGAAGAUGAUAUUUUUACAAUCUUCAAGGAUAUUGAUAGUUUUCUUUCACAUUUAAAUGCGAUCCAUCUCAGUGUUGUGUUUUCUGUUGAAAAUGAAGUUGAUGGAAAUAUUUUUUCAAUUUUUUGAUUGAAAAAAAUGAAAGUGGAUUUUAUACCACUGCUUUUUGUAGAGACAAACAUUGUGAGAUUAUAUUCAUUGGAAUUCUUUCCAUGACCCUAUACAAAAAAUAUGGAUCAUGAAAGUUCUUUUUAAUAUAGCUAAAAUCUCUGCCUGUUCAACAGAGAUAAGUGUGUUAAAAUCACAAUUAACAAAACAAAUAUCCCCUCACAGUUAUAAAUAAAACUUUAUCAUCAUUAGAAAAUUAAUCACAACCUAAAAAUAUAUCCAACCAGUUUUAUUUUACUACGUUAUUACCUUAUAACCCUAGGCUUUCAAAUCAUCCAAAACUGGUUAAAUACAAUUAAAGAAUACAACAUGAAUUUAGAUGUGAAAUCAUCCUUCCUACCAGCAAGAAAAAUAGCUCAAAUUAUAUUGUACAAGUUUGCUGACAAGUGAAUUACAGGAUUUUUGUAUCAAACUACACGUAAAGAUUGUUUAUUCUUGCCAACAAGUGUGUACAAUAUUAAAAGACAUUUGAAAGCCUCUUCCUUUGUGUUUGAGCACGUGGCUUAAAAUAAUCAUUUUUUUGGGGGGGAUAUUAAAAUCAUUGACAUAGAAAAUAAUAUAAAUGAAAGAAAAAUCAAAGGAGCUCUCUUUAUUAAAAAAACAAACUUAGCAUUAACCAGUAUUCAGGUGUACAAUUAUUUUAAUUUUUCCUUAUUUAACAAUUGUGUUUGACUUGCUUUUAUUUUGUUGCUUAGCAAUGUAGUAUUGCUGUUGUGCUGAAACAUAUAACAAAUAUGUACAUUCACCUGACAAUGUUAAGUAACCCUAGCAAAACUUAGCUUUAAAAAAACAGUUUUAAGAACAUAAUAAUUUGUUUUAUCCAUAAAUAAAACUUUAAUUGUUAUAUUACAAGUUAUUUCUUUAAUUCAAUAUGUUUGAUGAAGAGUUUUUGAAAGUUUGUGUUUUCAAAUAAACCUUUAUUAUAAGUAAAGUAUUUUUACUUUUUCUUUACUAUGAUUAUUUUGCCCAUCUUCAUGUGAUUGUUUAUAUGCUUUUGACGAUACAUUUAACUAAGAUAGUUACUUCUGUAUCUUGUUAGAUAUUUCAUUUUGCAGCAAAACUGGACACCUCUGGUCAAUCCACAUGUGCUUGCUUACAGGAUUAACUUGUAUUAAAAGGUCAUAUUUCAUGAUUUGUGUGCAUAAGCUAUCAACUAGUAAUAUUUUUCUAUCUUUAAUUCUAGUUACCCUUGUCAUACUAUCAACUGACAGUUUUAAGAGUAGGAUUUUUUGUGUAAGUUUUAUUCAUUGUAAGUUCAUAGUAUCUAUUCUGUUUUCUAUUAUUUUUGUAGCACUUGCAUUCUAAACUAUUCCCCCCCUCUCUUAUUGCCCUAAUUUGCUUGGAAAGUAAUAAAUUAUCUAUUUUAAGUGAAAAAGCUAUGCAAAGGGCUGUCUGCACUGUUGCUAUUAAACCUCUUACCUUCAGCAUUAUAAGCCCUUAAGCUCACUUAUGAGCACCAGGGGGCUACAAUCAGAUAUGCACAUUGAAUUAUGCCCUAUGAAAAAAAAUAGGUGCGUUUCUUGUCACGUAUCUAUUUUACAGUAACUAGUUUAACCCUGAUGAAGAAAGACCUACAUUUUGAAAGUGCUUGGGUUAUAGGGUUUCUUAUUUUUGUCUUUAAUUGAUUUUUUGAACCUAUGUGUUUUCGUAAUAAAUACGUAAAAAGUAAUCUGAAGACCAGUAAAUUUACAACACAGAUGAGAUUUUUAUAUUAAAAUAUUUCACUAUCUUAUUAUCAAAUAUAUUUAAAUAUAUGUUAUGUUAAAAAAAAUACUGGUGAACGUGGACUCAUUUCUAACAUAUUUGAAGAAAACCAUCUUCAAAUACAGAAACAGGUUAAAUGUAAUAAAUCUGAACAUAGUAAUUAAUAGUAAUUUCAAAACACGUUUCUCUUUUUUCUAAACUUCUAGAAUGUUUAUGGUAACUUUUAUAAGCUCCUUUAUUAUGAUCUGUUUAUCUUGUUUGUAAAUAUUUUCCACACACACACAUGUACAUAUAUAUAUAUAUGUAUGUAUGUAAACUUGAAUUAGGAUUAAGUAUUUGCCAAGAGAAGUUGGUGUGUUGCUUAUCAGAUUGCAAACCAAAUAGUGUUCCCAGAAAAAAAUAUAAGAGGUUUCAAAUAAAUUUAGCAGUGAUAAUUAGAGUUAUGUGAAU
Limulus polyphemus (Atlantic horseshoe crab) is the source of this 5580-nucleotide messenger RNA. Its product is annotated as zinc finger protein 2 homolog. The transcript is spliced from 3 exons. Gene Ontology annotation, molecular function: RNA polymerase II transcription regulatory region sequence-specific DNA binding; DNA-binding transcription factor activity, RNA polymerase II-specific. The coding region runs from base 945 to 2627 and encodes 560 amino acids. NCBI's taxonomy places the organism in Eukaryota, Metazoa, Arthropoda, Merostomata, Xiphosura, Limulidae. Gene Ontology annotation, cellular component: nucleus. Gene Ontology annotation, biological process: regulation of transcription by RNA polymerase II. The record is from RefSeq and is a predicted model, not a curated record.